CAUUAAAGUCAGCAGCUCAUUAUUGAAGGACUUGCUUCAAAACUCGCGGAGAGUCCCCUCGUUCUCCACUUACCACCCAGUAAACAAAGAGAGCGCCGUGGUCAGAGGAAGCUCCGUUAAUGGUGACUCCGGCUGUGUUUCUCGCCGGAAUAGUCCUAGCCGCAGCGCUCUACUGCGGGCUGGACCCGUUGGGCCGAAGCCCCAUGGCGAAUUUCCCCGGCUUCGAGACGUACCCCUACGAACUGCCGCCGUGGUCCGAGGUCCCCCAUGUGCGGGACGAGGGCGACCGGCUCCGGGGAGCGGAGGUCAGGUUCCUCAACCAGGUGAAGGGACCGGAGAGCAUCGCUUUCGACCCGCAGGGCCGCGGGCCAUACACCGGCGUCGACGACGGCCGGGUGGUAUUCUGGAACGGCGAGUCCUGGUCCGAUUUCGCCUACACUUCGCUCAAUAGGACAGAAAUAUGCAGCCCGGACCCAAACCCUUUUAGUCACAUAAAGAUUGAACAUAUCUGUGGACGACCGUUGGGUCUUAGAUUUGAUAAGAAAACAGGAGAUUUGUAUAUUGCUGAUGCUUACUUUGGCUUGCUCAAAGUAGGCCCACAAGGUGGCAUUGCUGCAACACUAACAGCGGAAGCUGAAGGGGUUCCAUUGGGGUUCACAAAUGACUUGGCUAUAGACGACGAAGGCACUGUUUACUUCACAGACAGUAGCGCGUACUACCAGAGAAGGAAUUUCUUGCAAUUAAUAUUUACCGGAGAAUCUUCUGGGAGGCUUUUAAAAUACAACCCAACUACAAAAGUGACAACUGUCCUUCUUCGCGACCUUCAAUUUCCCAAUGGUGUGACUCUAAGCAAGGAUGAAUCAUUCCUGCUGUUCUCUGAAGCACGUCUCAGGUUGACCAAGUACUGGCUGAAGGGAGAAAAGGCAGGGACCUCAGAAGUUUUUGCUAUCCUUCCUGGAUAUGCAGAUAAUGUGAGAACUAAUGAAAAUGGUGAUUUCUGGGUAGCAAUUCAUUGCCAUCAUAAUAAGUAUAUAGAUUUCCUCAGCAAGCACCGGUACCUGAGGAAACUUCUACUCAAGCUUCCUAUUUCGAUAAAAUAUACCUACCUUUUACUGAUUGGAGGCAAACUCCACGGGGUGGUCGUUAAAUACAGUCCAAAUGGGGAGAUAAUUGAGACUUUGGAGGACAGGGAAGGAAAAACAGUUAAAGCAAUCAGUGAGGUGGAAGAGAAGGAUGGCAAGCUUUGGUUGGGAUCCGUCCUGAUGCCUUUCAUUGCUGUCUACUGAUCAUCUUCCAGGCGUAGCACGAUGCACUGGUUCAAAGCUACACAAUAAAUGUCAAGGGUGUUGGUGCUAAGAUGCUUGAUGGUUUGUCAGCUGUUCAAGUUAUUUUAAUUGUACAAGUAAUCAGUCAAACAGAGAGAGUGUUAGUUGCUUGCUGUUGCUUGGGUACGGAUAAUAAACUUUAAUUUAUCCCAUGAUUGGUAAAAAACAUAAUGGCCCCUAUCUUGGAGCUAGCUAUGCUUGUAACUUGUUUCCAUGGUGCUAGAUUCGUUGAGUUAAUAGCAUUUUGCUUGCUUUCUGUUGA
Molecule: messenger RNA, 1587 nt
Organism: Zingiber officinale
Lineage: Eukaryota; Viridiplantae; Streptophyta; Magnoliopsida; Zingiberales; Zingiberaceae
Product: protein STRICTOSIDINE SYNTHASE-LIKE 3-like
Exons: 4
Coding region: 120-1286 (388 amino acids)
Biological process (GO): biosynthetic process
Molecular function (GO): strictosidine synthase activity
Source: RefSeq, a predicted model, not a curated record